CUCGCGCAGCCGCCGCCAAAGCCAGGAGAAGUGGAAUCUUGCCGCCGCUGCUCCCUGCGCGGGCCUCGCGGAGACGCACUGGGCAUGCUCAGUCGCCGGAGCCAGUGCUGCUCUAAGUAGGAAGCUCGCGUGCUGCAGCCCGCAGCUGAUUCCCGGCGUUCAGCGAGAGACCCAGGAGCCGAUCGAAACGCCGCGCAGCGCCGGUUGGAGUGUCUGUGAGGGAGCCGCCGCGCUCUCCAGUCAAGCAUGCUGAGGUCGGAUCUGCCCAGCCCUGGAAUAGAAACCUUUGCUGGAUGGAAAAUCCAUAAAAGAAAGCUCUUGUGAAAAGCUGACUCCUACGCGGACUCCAGUGCACCCAGCUAGCUAUCCCACUGUUUCCUGAGUCCCCUGCUAACACACUGACUGUCGCUAUGGGCAGAAGGUACCCAGAGGCCAACGGAUGUCCAGGCAGCUCAUAUCGCAAAUUAUAACCCGUCCCCUGUACCAUUGCUGACGCCCAGCGAUCCGUGUCAGAAGUACUUUCAGCUGACUCAGGUGCUGACACCGUGGCAGUGUUUAUGGCUAGCAGCCGAACCACAGACCUUGCAAAUCGGAACAGCCCAGCCACCCCACCGAACACCCUGAAUCUCCGUUCCUCCCACAAUGAACUGUUAAAUGCUGAAAUCAAGCACUCGGAUGCCAAGAACGGCACACCCCCCAAGUGCAGAAAAAAAUAUGCACUGACUAACAUCCAAGCGGCCAUGGGCCUCUCGGAUCCAGCCGCACAGCCUCUGCUGGGAAACGGCUCCGCCAACAUCAAGCUGGUGAAAAAUGGUGAGAACCAGCUCCGCAAGGCUGCAGAGCAAGGGCAGCAGGACCCCAACAAAAACAUCAGUCCCACGGCGGUCAUCAACUUCACGUCUGAGAAGCUGGAGGCCAAAGAGCUCCAUCCACAGGAGUCCUCAGGCUGUGAGAUUUUGCCCUCUCAGCCCAGGAGAACUAAGAGUUUCCUCAACUACUAUUCAGACUUGGAAACCUCAGCUAGAGAGCUAGGGGAGAGCCUGGGCCCCUGCCAAGGGACCAGGGAGGAGAAAGCCCAGCCAGGCCCAGGCCAGGCUCCGGGAGUCAUUGGCAAUGGUGACUUACUCCUCCAGAAACCAAAUAAACCCCAGUCUAGCCCAGACGAUGGCCAAGCAGCCACAGUGUCAUCCAGCCCAGAGACCAAGAAGGACCACCCUAAAACAGGGGCCAAAACCGACUGUGCACUCCACCGGAUCCAGAACCUGGCCCCAAGCGAUGAGGAAUCCAGCUGGACAACACUAUCCCAAGACAGUGCCUCCCCCAGCUCGCCAGAUGAAACAGCAGAUAUCUGGAGCGAUCACUCGUUUCAGACGGAUCCGGAUUUGCCGCCUGGCUGGAAAAGGAUCAACGACAUUGCUGGGACCUAUUACUGGCACAUCCCAACAGGAGCGACUCAGUGGGAGCAGCCUGUCUCCAUCCCCGUGGACCUCCAGGGCUCUAGGAAAGGGUCCCUCAGCUCUGUGACGCCAUCUCCCACCCCAGAGAGCGAGAAACAGCCAUGGACUGAUUUUGCUGUUCUCAAUGGGGGAAAGAUUAAUAGUGACAUUUGGAAGGAUUUGCACGCAGCCACAGUUAACCCAGACCCCAGCUUAAAAGAAUUUGAAGGAGCCACGCUACGUUACGCAUCCUUGAAACUCAGAAACGCCCCUCAUGCUGAUGACGAUGAUUCUUGUAGUAUCAACAGUGACCCAGAAGCCAAGUGUUUUGCUGUGCGCUCUCUGGGCUGGGUAGAGAUGGCAGAGGAAGACCUCGCCCCCGGGAAGAGCAGUGUUGCUGUCAACAACUGCAUCCGGCAGCUUUCCUACUGUAAAAAUGACAUCCGAGACACAGUCGGCAUUUGGGGAGAGGGCAAAGACAUGUAUCUGAUCCUGGAAAACGACAUGCUCAGCCUGGUGGACCCCAUGGACCGCUCCGUGCUACACUCGCAGCCCAUCGUGAGCAUCCGCGUGUGGGGUGUGGGCCGAGACAAUGGCCGGGACUUUGCCUAUGUAGCCAGAGACAAAGACACGAGGAUUCUGAAAUGUCAUGUGUUUCGAUGUGACACACCAGCAAAAGCCAUCGCCACGAGUCUCCACGAAAUCUGUUCCAAGAUUAUGGCUGAACGGAAGAAUGCCAAAGCACUGGCCUGCAGCUCCUUACAGGAGAGGACCAAUGUCAGUCUUGAUGUCCCUUUGCAAGUAGAUUUUCCAACACCAAAGACGGAGCUGGUACAGAAGUUCCACGUGCAGUACCUGGGCAUGCUACCUGUAGAGAGACCUGUCGGCAUGGACACCCUGAACAGUGCCAUAGAAAGUCUUAUGACCUCAUCCAGCAAGGAGGAUUGGCCUUCAGUGGACAUGAACGUGGCGGAUGCCACUGUGACAGUCAUCGGUGAAAAGAAGGAAGAGGAAGUCCUGGUGGAGUGCCGAGUGCGGUUUCUGUCUUUCAUGGGCGUCGGGAAGGAUGUCCAUACGUUUGCCUUCAUCAUGGACACCGGGAACCAGCGCUUUGAGUGCCACGUGUUCUGGUGUGAGCCUAAUGCCGCCAACGUGUCGGAGGCCGUCCAGGCUGCCUGCAUGCUGCGGUAUCAGAAGUGCUUGGUAGCCAGGCCACCAUCACAGAAGGUUCGACCUCCACCCCCGCCCGCGGACUCAAUGACCAGAAGAGUCACGACCAAUGUAAAACGGGGGGUCCUAUCGCUCAUUGACACUUUGAAACAGAAACGUCCUGUCACAGAAACGCCCUAGCGGCCCAGGGCUCAGGGAUUCUUUCAUUUGUACCUGAGGACCAAGUAGCUACACUAAAGAAGCCAACACCUGGCCUUCCUUGCAGCUGCUGACGCUUCGUCUCCAGAGAACUUACCCUUCACCACACAGUGUUAGACAAGCAUGUGACCUCGUCUUGCCACCACCCAUGUGACAUGAAAAGAAG
Acomys russatus (golden spiny mouse) is the source of this 2970-nucleotide messenger RNA. RefSeq names its product amyloid beta precursor protein binding family B member 2 (gene Apbb2). The transcript has 17 exons. Bases 558 to 2786 code for a protein of 742 amino acids. Gene Ontology annotation, biological process: regulation of DNA-templated transcription. Gene Ontology annotation, cellular component: cytoplasm; nucleus. Lineage: Eukaryota; Metazoa; Chordata; Mammalia; Rodentia; Muridae. The record is from RefSeq and is a predicted model, not a curated record. Gene Ontology annotation, molecular function: transcription factor binding; amyloid-beta binding.